Molecule: messenger RNA, 3906 nt
Organism: Vollenhovia emeryi
Lineage: Eukaryota; Metazoa; Arthropoda; Insecta; Hymenoptera; Formicidae
Gene: Bdp1
Product: transcription factor TFIIIB component B'' homolog
Exons: 7
Coding region: 617-2617 (666 amino acids)
Biological process (GO): RNA polymerase III preinitiation complex assembly
Cellular component (GO): transcription factor TFIIIB complex
Molecular function (GO): TFIIIC-class transcription factor complex binding
Source: RefSeq, a predicted model, not a curated record
GAAUCUGCCGAGCGAGAACGGUACAUAUCAAAACUAUCAAAUACUGUCAAAUACUGUAGAGAUUAUCCAGUGUUCGACUAUUCGGUGCAAGCAAUCGAACUCGCUAUAUGUGAUUUUGUAUGCGAUAGCCUGUGUUAGCCUUCUUUCUUUUCAGGAGCUACAUACGUAGGUGGUUUUGUAUGUACGAUAUUGUAUAUUGCAUCUUACUAUGCGUUUAUGAAUUGAGAAAGAGAGACGAGUGUCAUUAGGACAGUGAUCGGUAUCGGUUAACAACUUUUCCGCGUAUCCUCUCUAAUGCGGACGCGCACUUCACCGAGUUUGAUCCGGUUGUGUGCUCUUCCACAUGUUCUGCGAUAACGAGAUCAACGAGUUGACCGCGUAGCCUUGGAAUAAUCGAGCUUUCGGUAGAUUAGAUUAUAGCAACAUGGGCCAACAAGCGUGUUUUGAACGGCUGACAUUAGCAAGGGGACAUGCGAAAAAUAGAAAUAAUAAGAAAUAAUGACGGGCUAAAAGCCGGAGAGGACAAGGAGUUCGUUGCGUGCCGUUGUAGACCAGUACGGAAAUUAUUAGCGUAUUAAGAGAGAAAAGAUACUACCGUAAUACACAUUUUUACAUUAUGCGCCGAGCACGUAUCAAAGCUUUGGCUGCCGUGCCAGUUCGGAAGAAGCCUCUACAGGAUUCUACAGAUUCUAUUGAUGCUAAUGAUGCGUCUGAUAAGGAAAAGAAGAACGAAAACAUAUCUAAUAUUCAUGAGACUGAACAAGUGGCUAGCAAGGAGGCUGCAAAGGUAGAAGAACAGAAAAAGGACGACGCAGCUACGAUUAAUAUAUUUGAGCAAAAGGAACAAGAAAAAGAAGAUAGACCCAACAUUGGCGAUCAAUUGGUUCAGAAUUGUAUUCCGCUGCCAGACGUGCCUACAGUAACGGAUAUAGCUUCUCCAACAAAGCAGAGUCGGCCAUGUUUCAUGAGACCUACACCAAGGUUGGACAGUGGCGGCAGAAUAAGAAAGAACAGCAUACAGGGAAGUGGCGCGAGCGCAAGUGAGUCCGAGGAUGAACACAGCAAGAGAGUGCAAUCCGUCGUGCCGAGUCGCGUACGAAAUGAUUCCGUCUGCUCUGUACAAAGCAAUAAGGAGAGUACUACCAACGACAAUCAAAACAGCCCUUCGAAAUUUAAAACAACCCAGAAAAGACGUAUGCUGGUUUCGGAAUCUGCGAGAAAGCUGGCCGAGGCCAGAAGGGAGUUCUUGUUAAAGCACGAAAAUAGAACCCCCGAAAGGAGCCAAUUGAAAAUGUACGAUUUGAUAUAUUAUAAUCCCGUGACAAAUCCUAUGAAAAAAAUGCCAGUUGAACGAAGACAAGUGUCUACUACGCCACAACCGGUGGAAGUUCCGGAAGAGGAGGAGGAAGAUGAUCCAUCGGCAAUGUCCACACCGCAGGUGAAAGUGGGUCCCGACGGUCAGUUAAUAAUAGACGAACAAAGUCUCGUAAUAGAACACACAGAUGCGAAAAGAGAAGAAGAGAUAUUAGCGAGCGGGGUUACUAUAGAGGACGAAAACACCCACGGCGGUGGUUUCUAUAAAAAGCAUAAGAGGAGCAAGGAGUGGCCAAAAUGGGAAACAUUUAAAUUCUACAGAGUUUUGAACGUAGUAGGUACGGACUUUCUAUUGAUGCAGACACUCUUCCCGAACAGAAGUAGACAAGAAAUUAAACAGAAGUACAAGAAGGAAGAGAGAGUUAAUCGACAGUUAGUCGAAAAGGCUCUGAAAUAUCACCAAGAAUUCGAUACCGAUUUGUUAGAAGAGCAACUAGCAAUGCUGCAAAAACUAGAAAAUAUUCCAGACACGUCUAAGAAACCAUCGGAGAAAGUUAAGAACGGACAAUGCUUGAGAAAAAUUGACAGAAAACGCAAGCAUCGAUUAGUAGCAGAAAGUAUCGGGGAGUGUGAGGCACUGUCCAACGAUCGAGAAGCUGAAGAUGCUGAAGAUACUGUAACUUCGAUGACAAAUGAAAUCGAUACAGAAAUAAAUAGCGAUACAAAUAACACUCAGCAACAAAUGGAGAAAAGAAGCAAAACGCGGAAGUCGAAGAAACGUUUGAAUGAUAAGUCCGAGAUGUUCGACGAUUACAGAUCUUAUACAGAUGCCGAUUCAGACAGCUCUGAGGAGAUUUAUCAAGCCAGACCGACUAGAUCCGGCAGACUGUCGAAGAAGAUAAGGAAGUUACAAGCGCCUGAUUUUGAUACACUUAACAGUGAUACCGGGAAUGAAUCGCCGGUAGAUGACAAGUCUAUGAUACCAUCACACAUAGCUGUGGAGGUUACAGAAUAUGUAAAUACACCAGUUACAAAUAGUGAAAAUACGGAAACUUCUUGUUCCGAUCAUAUUAUGACGAUGAUACCAAAUAUUAAUCAAAUGGAGCCAGGAGCCGUGGUGAUUGUCUCGAAGGAAUCUACAGAAAAUCCUGGAAAUACUAUUUUACAAGUUUAUAUGGUAGCCUCGAACAUUGACUCCACUACAACAAUCACACCUAGCGCGGCGUCUGGGAAUAAAUCAUCAGAACUUUUAACCACUAAAUCGGAAAAUGUCGAGUCGAGCAUUGUAGAUGAUUCUGAUUAAAAGGUCUCUUGCAUUGCAUUUAAUUAUAAUCGAACUUAAAAAGAAAAAACUAAACAAGUAAAAUUAUCAACAGACCAUAUCCUUGAUGGGGAUGUUAAACGUUGUAAAUUUACAAGAUAAAUGUUCGUUUUUUUACGUACACACGUGUAAAAUGGUUUUUUAUACUAAUUAGUGAAAGUAUAAUGUGCAUAUUAUACAUAUGUAUAUGUAGUAUUAUAAUUAUAAUUAAAUGUAAUAGUAUAAGAUGUUUCCUCUCUGUGGAUAGAUUUGCUUUCCGAUACAGAGCUUUGCGAUACGAUAUAGAGAUUUUAUUAUAAACGUGAUAAGAAUUGAGCAAUGUAUGUGCAACAAGGGCCAUAUGUUUUGUUUAUUAAAACUUUUUUUUUCAGAAGACUGUAGACAGUCGAAUUUUAUACAUGUAUAUUUGUUUUGUCGCUCAAAUUUGUACAUCAAGAAUUUUGUAGAGCGAGAUGAGAAAUAAUGGAUAUACAAAAAGUAUAUUGCCCCGAUACUAUGGUUCUUUAUUUUAAGUCGGUUUAUAUAUAUACAGGGUGUUAAAAAAAACUAUUCAAUAUUUAUAUGGUAGAUAGGAUACACCAUACUAAGUAAAAAAACCUAAAUAAACAGGUCAAAAACUCAACCGUUUCUGAGAUAUAAACAUUUUGUAUGUCAGCAUUAUAUGAUUGACUUACUGGCUUCUGUGUCGCAUGCGAUGUGAGAAGAAGAUAAUCUGUCUAAAUUAUUAUCUCGAUAUUUACGGAAGGUCUUCCAUGUCCUCCUUCCAUUUCCAUACACGCUUGGCAUCUUCUUACAGAGUCGCGAACUCUCUCGAAAAUUCCAGGUCUCUGUCGAAUUAUUUAACAAGCACGCUGGAUUCGGUCACGUAAGAAUACACUAUCCUUUUUAAAUAUCCCCAUAAAAAAUAGUCCAAUGGACAAAAAUCAGGGGAUCGGAGGAGAACAUCGCAUGCGACAUGUAGAAACCUGUAAUGUCUAUAUCUCAAAAACUUGUUUUCGACCUAUGUUCAUUUAGGUUUUUUACUCAGUAUGGUGUCCUAUCUAUCAUAUAAAUAUUGAAUGGUUUUUAUUGAACACCCUGUGUAUACACACAUGUAGUACACUAUACAUUCUGGUACAAUCAUAAUAUUCUGUUGAGAUAUGGAAUCGAGAAUAAUUUAACUCAAACGAAAAGAUGAUCUUAUGAUGUAUGUAAACACAUCAACUAUAUGCAAUUAUGCUGUAAUAGAAGUGUUAUGAAAGUUAUCAGCAUUAAAAGUACUGCCAUGAGUA